AUGUGUUUACGUACUUACCUCACUUUGCUUAUCCCUAACUAUAACAACGACGAAAUCGCUCUUCUUCCCAAACGUUGACGACGAUGGCCACAGCCGACGCGGCCAGCGAGCUCCUCAUCGCUCGCCUUCUUGAGCAAGACCUCGAGAAUUUGCGUUCAGCGCGCGAGGCAGAACGUCUGCAACUCGAUUUAGCGACGGCAGCUUCCCAGCUUGCGGCCGGACGCAUCCCUAAGAACACGUACACUCGCAACGCACCCAGUCCCAGCGACUCCGAGAUCGCUCUUGAACUAUACUUGGCUGAACAGACCGCGAGCGCCGACGCGGCAUACGCAGAAAGUCUACAUGCAACCCAAGAGGCAGCGGCGGCGGGCGACUUUCAGUAUGCCCAGAAGGUCGCAGCUGCUGAGAGAAAGGCAGCCCUUGACGCCGCGUUCGCAAGACGCUUGCAGGCGGACGAUAGCGAAGACAUCAACAUGAAUGUGGACGCCGAAGGAAUGCUAUCGCGCGAUGAGAUAGAGAGGAUCAUGUCCGAAGAUCCCAAUGACAAGGGCAAGGGAAAGGCGAAGGGAAAGGCUCCUGAAGUCAAGAGGGAGAUGCAAGACAUCGUCGACAUCCCCAACGGCGCGCCCAAAUGUGGCAUCUGCCUCGACGUCUUCCAGCUCACCCACUCCCCCAUCAAGGCCGCCGCCUCCGCCAACAGCUCCUCCAAGCUUCCCUUUGGCCUCCGACUCCCCUGCCCCAGCGGACACCUUUACUGCAUCGACUGCCUCUCCUCGCACAUCAAGUCGAAGCUCGAUCCCAGCGGCGAUGGCACAGGCGCUGGCCCCAGCGCCAUCGUCUUCCCCAUCCGCUGCCCCGAGUGCAGUCCCGAGGAAUGGCCUUCCGGGAUCACCGACGACGUUGCGCAGCGCGUACUCAGUGAGAAGGGCAUGGUCAUGUGGCACACGCAGCGGUUGUUGGACUCGCUGCCGAAGCUAUACUGCCCGAACAAACAGUGCUCGGCGCUUGUUCAAGCGCACGAGGAUCCUGACCAGCCGAGGGCGGAAUGCCCGUCAUGUAUGCAGGCGAUGUGUGUGCCGUGCAGAGUAGCAUGGCAUCAAGAUCUGAGUUGCGAAGAGUUCCAAGCCUUACCUCCCGAUGAACGAGAUCCCGAGGAUCGGGCGUUACUUGAGCUCGCUCGCGCUCAAUCCUGGCGGCGCUGCCCAGAGUGCAUGGUCAUUGUCGAGCUCACCGUCGGUUGCAACCACAUGAUCUGCCGUUGUGGGACGCACUUCUGCUUCAGAUGCGGAUCCUUAUGGAAGAAGGGCCGCGGACGCGAGCCCGGCCAGUGCACGCGCAACCCGCCAUGCGACCUUUGGGACGAAAAUAUGCUGUUGGACGAGAUGGAACGCCAGCGGCAGGCUCGUGCAGGGGGCAAUGCGAACCGGCCGCAGCCCGCCCAACCACAGCGUGUCGUGCAGCCGCAACCAGUCGUGCAACUUCAGCAAGAGGAUUCGUCGGACGAUGACUCGGAUGAAGAAGCGCACAAUCCUUUCGACGGGGGAUGGCAACCACGCAGAUGGCCCUGGCAGGCCGAGCCAGCAGCGCCCGCGAUGGCCCCAGGCGUGUUUGGCGGAGUGCAGUUCCAACACCGUACACCGACGCCACCGCCAGGCUACCGAGCGGGUAGUUUGGAGUGGAUGACGGAGGAUCCUCAACUCCUCUGCACGCGCCACUGGUUCACCACGAAUAUGGUGCGCGACCUGCGCUGCGGGUACUGCGAUGCCAUGCUCAACUCGCUCGCCGACCUGCGCUACCACCUCGAGCACGUCAACCGGCACCCCGUCUAUGCAUGCUGCGGUCGCUUCUUCCGUCGGAACGAGGACUUUGAGCGUCACUUGGAUGCAGCGCCUGCGCGGUUUGGGAGGCAUGUCAAUCAGUUCCAGAACCAGUGAAGAUGGGCGAGCGUGUAGUCCUCGGUCUUCUACUACUGACGAACAAUACAUGGACUAUACGACUUGAAAUGUUAUGUCUUGAACGACGCACCGAUGUUUUUUGCAUGCGCUUCGAACGUUCGAUAUGGAUAUAUCGGCAAUCAAUUCGGGGUGGUUAUCGUAUAUUGUUUGGAUGCACAAAC
Schizophyllum commune H4-8 is the source of this 2116-nucleotide messenger RNA. RefSeq lists its product as uncharacterized. Lineage: Eukaryota; Fungi; Basidiomycota; Agaricomycetes; Agaricales; Schizophyllaceae. Bases 84 to 1934 code for a protein of 616 amino acids. Gene Ontology annotation, biological process: positive regulation of proteasomal ubiquitin-dependent protein catabolic process; protein polyubiquitination; ubiquitin-dependent protein catabolic process. Gene Ontology annotation, cellular component: cytoplasm; ubiquitin ligase complex. Gene Ontology annotation, molecular function: ubiquitin protein ligase activity; ubiquitin conjugating enzyme binding; zinc ion binding. The transcript has 10 exons. The record is from RefSeq and is a predicted model, not a curated record.